AUGGGUGAUGAGUAUUCGGAUAAUAAGUACCUGGAUAAUAUGUAUUUAGAUGAUGAGUAUAAUGAUGAGUAUUUGGAGAAUGAGUAUUUGGAGGAUGAGUAUUUGGAGGAUAUGAUAUUAGAGUGUGAAGAUACUAAUAUAGAGAGAUUAGAAUCCAAUAAUAUGGAUGGUUUAAACAGUAAUGAAGCUUCACCACAACCUUCUAUAUCAGCUAUGAUAGAAAAUGGCAGAGUAAAAAUCAUGUCAAAUGAUAAUGAUAAAUAUAAAUUUUCUAUAAUGGCAGAGUCUUUACAACCAACAAUAAAACAAGUAUUCGAUAAUAUAAAAAAAUAUGCAUUUAAUCAUCCCAAACAGAAAAAACUCGAUAACAAUAUAGCUGUAUUUAUUAUUGAGGAUCUUCAACUAUUUUCAGUACUUCAAUUACAAGCAUUUAAAAGAAUAAUAGAAGGACUUGAUAUUCAGGCUAAUGUUCUUAGUAUAGAUUAUUUGAAAGAAAUUUUUAUAAAUAGUGAAGAUAAAAUUUUAAAAAAAAUUCGUGAGUAUGCAAUUGACAAUACUGAAAUUAGUAGUAUUUCAUUUACUACUGAUAUGUGGACGUCAGACAAUGGCGAUCUAUAUAUUAGGCUUACGCUCCACUGGAUUAAUAGUAAUUUUGAAAUAAAAGAGAUUAUUAGUAAUAUUUCAUAUCUUCUAUAUCCUCAUACAGCUAAAUGUCUUUCUAACAAAAUAGUCGAAAUUUUAGAUAAUCUUCAACUUAAAAAUAUAACUGUUUGUGGUACAAUUGAUAAUGGAUCAAAUAUUAAAUUAUAUUUAGAAAAAUUAGAGCGAAAAUAUAGUAUAUAUAAAGUUUUUUGUUUUGGAUAUAUAUUACAAUUUGCAAUUAAUGAUGCAUUAAAAAAAUGUCCCAAGAUUACAAAUUUAAUAAAAAAAUGUAAAGAUAUAGUAUCACACUUUAGUGGAAGUCCAAAGCAAAAACAAUUUCUUUUAAAAGUGCAAAUGGAGAUGGAAGACUGGAAUAAACUUCUUACUGUAGUUCAUGAUUAUAAGUUACUUUUAGUCAAAACUGAUAACAAUAACUUAUUAAAAAAUUAUGAAGAAAAGGAACUAUCGUUAGAUGCUUGGGAUAAAGUAACUGGAUUAGUCAAAUUAUUGUAUCCUUAUGAAGUUAUUUCUAAAAAAUUAUCUGGAGAUCAAUUAGAUAUGACAGCAUCUUAUGACAAAAUAGAUAAUGAAGACAUUUUUGCUCCAUCAGCUACUGACUUUCAAGAAUAUUCUGAUUAA
Messenger RNA from Scutellospora calospora, 1281 nucleotides. The record is from the annotation of a GenBank genome assembly. NCBI's taxonomy places the organism in Eukaryota, Fungi, Glomeromycota, Glomeromycetes, Diversisporales, Gigasporaceae.